Messenger RNA from Paramecium octaurelia, 537 nucleotides. Lineage: Eukaryota; Ciliophora; Oligohymenophorea; Peniculida; Parameciidae. The record is from the annotation of a GenBank genome assembly.
AAUAUGGGACAGAAUGUUGAAAAUUUCAAAUUAAGAGAAUAAAGAGAGCGUGCAGAAGACACAGAAAACGAAAAAACAUUGCUACUUGAAGAUUUAUAAUAAUGUAAUUUCAAUAUGAAUUAUAAUCUAUUUAGAGCUUUACAAAGGCAAAUCAAAUAGAGAAGUUGUUUAGCAAAUUAUAAAAGACUAAUAGGAGGCUUUGGAUUGAUUUGCUAAAAUAGAUCAAAAAAUUUAUGGAAAUUCAGGUAUAGUUGUAGAUGGAGUGGACUAAUUGAAGCAUAAAGCAAUAGGUAUGGGAAAUGUAAAUAUUAUUAUAAAAAUGUUUUCAUUAGAAAAUUGAUGAAGCAAACUGUAAAAUGGGUGAAACCAAUCUAUAGGUUUGUAUAAUCAAUAAAACAAUAUAGUCCUCCAAUAAAAAUUAAAAGAUCUCCUAUUAAAAUUUAAAUAACCAAACAAGUUUUGUUUAGAUAUCACACUCUUUCUAUUUUCUUAGGAAUAAUUGGCGUAAUUGUAAAUAUGUUUUAUUCUAAAAAAUGA